Molecule: messenger RNA, 1332 nt
Organism: Mya arenaria
Lineage: Eukaryota; Metazoa; Mollusca; Bivalvia; Myida; Myidae
Product: nose resistant to fluoxetine protein 6-like
Exons: 9
Coding region: 172-1143 (323 amino acids)
Molecular function (GO): acyltransferase activity, transferring groups other than amino-acyl groups
Source: RefSeq, a predicted model, not a curated record
GCGAAAGGGAUCACUUAAUGCCCUGAAUGGAAUAAGGUUCCUGAGCAUGGCAUGGGUCAUCCUUGGACAUACUUAUGGUUUCUCCAUAGGGUUUGAUGUGGCGUCCUAGUGGCAUACCUGACCUUGCAGGAAUUAAAGAAAGUGGGCGGGGCAAAACGGCUCAAUUGGCUCAUGUUCUAUUUCCAUCGAUUCUGGAGGCUAACUCCUCCAUACAUGCUGGUGUUGAUGUUUGGAACGGUGCUAUCUCCCUACUUGAUAUCUGGCCCACUCCGGAUACCCGGUGACUUACCUACCAUGCUGGAGUGUCGGAAAAACUGGUGGACUAAUCUACUGUAUGUCAACAACUACGUGGAAAAUGACCACAUGUGCAUGGGAUGGAGCUGUCACCUGGCCAACGACAUGCAGUUCUACAUCAUCAGCCCACUCAUUCUGCUUCCGCUCUUUUACAACUUGGUUGCCGGUGUAGUAUCAUGUAUCGUGUUUCUCUCAUUCACGACUGCUGCACGAUGGGUUAUCACGUUCCUGCAAGAGUAUCCAGUGCAGAAUUACCUGUCAAACGUCCCGCCACCAAAAGAUGAAAACUAUGGCAGGAACCUAUAUAUCCCAAGUUACUCGCGGCUAGGACCUUACAUAGUGGGCUUAUUUGUUGGCUACCUGCUCUAUAAGACAAAGAGCAAACUAAAAAUCCCCAAGUCGUUAAAUCUAGUGUUGUGGUUCGUGAGCUUCUCCACAUUCUGCCUGGUGGUAUAUGGACCCUACUCGCAGGACGGCAACCAUAUCUUCAGUGUGAACGAGUCGUCUGCAUACUUUGCAUUGGCUCGCACCGCCUGGGGCGUGGCUCUUGCCUACCUCAUAGUCGCAAGCUGCACCGGCCACGGUGGUUGGAUAAAUGAGAUGCUGUCGUGGCGCGGUUUCAUUCCCCUGAGUCGCCUAACCUACUGUGCCUACCUUAUACACCCUCUCGUUAUGUCGACGUUCUACAUGAACAGACGACAGCUCACCUACUUUACACAGUUUGAGCUGAUCUACCUGUUUCUUGGUCACAUGACUAUGACGUAUGGUCUCAGUUUCAUCGUGUCACUCGUGUUUGAGGCGCCGAUGAUGGGACUUGAAAAAGCAAUCCUCAGAAUGGGCGGAAAAUAAGAGGACUGACUGUGAAAUGAAAUUGCUUUCAUUUCGCGUCCAAUGCACGAAGGAGUAUUGAACUUGUAUGGGGAAGAUUUUUAUACCAACUCAUAUAUGCAAUCUGAAGAUAAACUUCAAAAUUUAGUUCGGUAUUUAUUUCCCUCGUAGCACUUUUAAUAAGAAUGAUGUUUUUCCACAGGCAAAACA